This is a messenger RNA of Rubroshorea leprosula, 1007 nucleotides long. NCBI's taxonomy places the organism in Eukaryota, Viridiplantae, Streptophyta, Magnoliopsida, Malvales, Dipterocarpaceae. The record is from the annotation of a GenBank genome assembly.
AUUUUUCUAUGACUGGUCUUUCUGGCUUGUGCUGGGCUGAGCCGCCCCUAACAAUGGAUCUUUCUAAAAUUUAAAAUUUCCCCACAAAUGGAUGGCUCUCAACAUUCAAGUUCCAAGAAUGACUCUAGAGCUCCAAAUGAUUCAGAACGAAAUAUUCCUUGUCCAAGUCCAGCCAAAGGAGAUGACACUAAUUUAGUCAAGUACCAAUAUGAAGAUGAGGCGGAUGAUACAAAAGAAGCAUCUUUGACACCUCCAGCAGAUUCUGUUGAAGAAGAUGCACCUGAGGCUUUUGCUUUAAAGCCAUCAUCUUUAAGAAUGAAGCUAGUAGAGAUGAUCAUUCUGGAUGGAUAUCCUUUAUCAAUUGUUGAGCAUUUUGCCGACUCUGCCCCCUCUUCUGCAACCCUCUGUGCCCUUGCAGCAAAAACCCGAUCCUGCGCCCCCUUGCUUCUGCUCACCCUUGCUUGCUACGAACCAGCCCUGCACUUCUACCUCCCCUUGCACUCUACACCCCUUGCACUGCUACUGCACCCCCUACCUUCGGCACCGCCAAUCCUGCACCUCAACACUCCUACUUGCUACGGCCUUGUCCUUGCCUCACUUGCAGAAGAACAACGCAUACCAAACAAAUCGGCAUCCUCUUCGUCCUUUGCUUUUGCUGCAGAGAUCAAUGCUUGUAUUGAGAACGGUGACAAAAAGGAGGGAGUUCUGCUUGAGGGAAGUAGCGGUUUGGGAGGAGAUCGCCAAGCUUACUGACUGUUGUAGAACUGGUUUCUAGGUCUAUCUUUGUAGGUAAUCUUCGAAACACAGAGUCCUUUUAGGGAAAUGGUGAAGGGAAUGGUGGGAGCUUGAUCCCGUGGGUAGGAUUCCUCCCAUCAAACCCAGAUUUAUUCUUCCUUAAAGCAUUUGCCAUGUUUGUUUGUUUUCUUUUCUGUUGAUGUUUUUUCCUUUUAGAUAUGAUGUUAAACCCAUGUAUGUUGCUGAAAAAUUAAUAAAAUUGUCAAAAACAA